Molecule: messenger RNA, 687 nt
Organism: Quercus robur (English oak)
Lineage: Eukaryota; Viridiplantae; Streptophyta; Magnoliopsida; Fagales; Fagaceae
Product: F-box/kelch-repeat protein At3g06240-like
Exons: 5
Coding region: 1-687 (228 amino acids)
Source: RefSeq, a predicted model, not a curated record
AUGUCGAAACCUUCUGGUUUCAAGUAUUCUAGAUGUAGCGAAAUAGCAUUUGGGUAUGACCUGGGUAAUGAUGACUAUAAGGUGUUGAGGGUUAUAGCUUUUUAUAACAGAGGUCAGCCUCUAAAGGAGUUUGAAGUGAAGGUAUAUAGUCUUAGGUCGCAUUCUUGGAGAAAGAUUGAAGAUCAAUGGCCAAAAAAGGAAUGCACAAUAUCUUCUAAUUCGGUGUCGUUGAAUGGGGCGUUGCAUUGGUUAAUAGCUGAGGAUACUCCAUAUGAUACGUUUUUUCCGCUGGGUGCAGAGUGCCUUCUUGCUUUUGAUCUUGCCACCGAGAAAUUCCGAGUCUUUGAAACACCGGUUCAACAAGAAGUUGAGUUGGGGACAUGGCAUGACUAUAAUGAUGUUUGGUUGAUGAAAGAAUACGGGGAAGUGAGUUCUUGGACUCAGAUUUAUAAAAUUGAGCGAGAGAAGAAAAGGUGCGAGAGGGUUAAGAUUCAGAAUUUGCCCAAUUGGUUUAGGACAGCAACUUGUGUUGGGAGUCUUCUUCUGCUUGAUGGUGAUAAUGGGAUUGAUCCAGCAGAGCAGAAGAACAAGAGAAAGAGAUGCAUUAUGAAUGAAAGCCCAUCAGAGGUUCCUAAUCCUAACCUGUUAGGGAAAGCAGUAGAUGAAAAUGAAGAGCAAGAAGGAUAA